UACCAAAAUCUGUUCACAAAUUAGAUCACAGCUCUCAAUUAUAUUUUGCUGUUGACACAGCGGCGUGCUACCUAAAUAACCCUCAAGCAGGACAUAAAUUGGAAUUGAGACGCUCGAAUCCUUCAUUUUCUACUUAGCACUAGAUAUAGCAAUGGGGCUUCUGAGCAUUAUCAGGAAGGUCAAGAAGAAGGAGAAGGAAAUGAGAAUUCUCAUGGUGGGCCUUGAUAAUGCAGGAAAAACUACUAUUGUAAUGCGGAUCAAUGGCGAAGACACCACUGGUAUCAGCCCCACUUUGGGAUUUAACAUCAAAACCAUUGAAUAUAAGAGCUACCGCCUUAACAUUUGGGAUGUUGGUGGGCAAAAAACUAUACGAUCAUACUGGAGGAAUUAUUUCGAGCAGACUGAUGGCAUGGUGUGGGUAGUGGAUAGCUCAGACCUUCGGCGCUUAGAUGAUUGCAAAGAAGAACUUCAUAAUUUGUUGAAGGAAGAGAGAUUAUCUGGGUCAUCUUUGUUGAUACUAGCUAACAAGCAAGACAUUCAAGGUGCUCUCAGACCAGCUGAUAUUGCCAAGGUGCUAAAUCUGGAGGUGAUGGACAACAGUAGGCACUGGCAAAUAGUAGGGUGCAGUGCAUAUACCGGAGAAGGACUGCUGGCAGGCUUUGAUUGGCUUGUUGAUGAUAUUGCUUCACGCAUAUAUCUCCUUGAAUAAUGUAUUGACUCCUAUUUGGGAUUUGUAAUCUGAUUCAAGCAUGUGAUUGUAGAGCAGCUGUAUACAAAAGUAUUGGUUGUAUGCAUAUAUACAUCUUGCCUUUAGGCAAUUGAGAGCAAGAAGAGCUAUAUGUUUGUUUGCAAGGCAAGACGAAUGGGGCUUUAAGUUUUUUCAAUUAAAAAAAUGGGAAACAGUUGACAGUCAUUUAGAGCCAGUUCAUAGGGUGUAAGAGCACCUAGAGAAGAACUAUAGUGAUAAAUUUGCUCUUAAACUUUAGAUGCAGAGUCUGGUGGCUUAUGAAUGUUUCAAAAGAUAGUCCUUUUUAUGCUGUGUUUAGAUUAUGUGUUGCCACGUGCAAUUAUUAAAAAGAAUUGUAGUUUUUGUGGGGCAGAUGACAACUUACUUUUAUUUAUUUAGAUACUAUUUUUCAGGACA
Cryptomeria japonica (Japanese cedar) is the source of this 1144-nucleotide messenger RNA. Its product is annotated as ADP-ribosylation factor-like protein 2. The record is from RefSeq and is a predicted model, not a curated record. The coding region runs from base 152 to 709 and encodes 185 amino acids. Lineage: Eukaryota; Viridiplantae; Streptophyta; Pinopsida; Cupressales; Cupressaceae. Gene Ontology annotation, cellular component: microtubule cytoskeleton; cytoplasm. Gene Ontology annotation, biological process: protein folding. Gene Ontology annotation, molecular function: GTP binding; GTPase activity. The transcript has 5 exons.